Molecule: messenger RNA, 2508 nt
Organism: Oryctolagus cuniculus (rabbit)
Lineage: Eukaryota; Metazoa; Chordata; Mammalia; Lagomorpha; Leporidae
Source: RefSeq, a predicted model, not a curated record
CUGGCAGGGCCUUUGUCUGGGGUCGCAUCACAGGGCCACAGCGCUUCCUUCCUGGGGCCCUUGCCUUCCCAGGUGGCCUGGGUGAGCCGUCCAGUGCCUUCAGGUGGUGGCCCACGGGGAACAGAAGCCCUGCUCAGCAUCACCUGGAGGGAGGUGACCCAGUUCCAGCUUCUCCCCCUGGUGUCCAUGUCGGUCCACGACCCGCACUCUGGAAGUCCAGGAGCUUUGGUGUGGGCACCAGGACGUGGGCAAGUAGGGCCGCCGGACAGGCGACACAGAGCUGCAAGAUGAACCCCCCCCCCCCAGGAGCUUUCAAACAGCCUGGGGGGGGGGGAAUUAAAGCAGAAGUUUAUUUUGCUGCCAAAUUUUUUAAACCCAUGAAUAUAUUUUUCUUAAAACACGUUUUCCAUGAUUUUUUAAAAAACUUACUUGUUUUCAUUUUGCCUGAAAAUGCAGGCAGACACAGACACACGUGAUUCGCACCCACUGGUUCACUCCCCCAGUGCCCACCGUGGCCAGGGCUGUGUCUCCCACACGGGUGCUGGGACCCAAGUACUUGGCCCACUGUCCGCUGCCUCCCAGGGCGCUGGGCUCGCUGUCACAUGGCAUGUGGGCCUCCUGGCCCCACCCCCACCCCCCACGAUUGUUGUUUAAAGUUUUGUUUUACUUAUUUAGAAGCCAGGGGCAGGGUCGGGGCAGGGGAGAGAGAGAUCGUCUGCUGAUUCACUCACCAAACAGCUGCAGCCGCCAGGACCGGGUUGGGCUGAAGCCAGGAGCCUGGAACCCCAUUCAGGUCUCCCGCGUGGGUGCAGGGCCCAGGCACUUGGGCCGUCUUCGCGGCUUUCCCAGGCCAUUAGCAGGGAGAAGGAUCAGAAGUGGAGCAGCCAGGGCUCCCACAGGUGCUCCGGUAUGGGAUGCCGGCGUGGCAGGAGGGUUUUAACCCAGUGUGCCGAACUCCAGGCCCCACGCCUGAUCCUUUGGAAGACUGCUCUCGGCACGUGGGUGCUGGCCUUGCAGGCUCUGCUCACCCUCCUCUCCCCGGCAGUCUGAGUGCCGUGGAGCCUGUCCCCAUGCCCACCUGGACGCUGGGCCCAGAGCUGUCUGUAAAGGUGAAGGUGUAGCCGGGCACGCGUGUCAGUGACCCCCGUGGGGCCGCUCCCGGGCGCAGGGAUGAGCCUUGUGUUCUGGGUGCCUGUGAAGGGCUCAUGGAGGCAGGCUCCUUGGAAGGUGGGGGCUUGGUUCCCCUGGAGGGCAGUCUGGAUACCGGAUUCGGUUCCCAUCACCGGGCCUGUUCCUAGCGGUGCAGGAGCUCAGGGCCCAGGAGUGAGCAGCUCCGGCCCUGGCCCUGGCCCUGACCCCGGCACCCAGACAGGCCAGGCAGGUGCUCAGGCACGAAAGGCCCUGGUUCAGGGGGUCCCACCCAGGAUGGUUCAUCUGGAGGUCCCCAGGGCCUCACGGCGCCCUGGCUCCCCGCCUCCAAGGACCACAGGUGAGAGCCUGGGCCUCCCUCGGGGCAGCUGCCCCAGGCCCUCCUGCUGCCCUUCAGUCUCCUGGGGGUCUGGUUCUGAGCAAGCACGGGAGGACAAGUCCCCUGGCUUCCCAGUGGGCGGUCAACCCAGGCCAGAGAGCAGCCUGGGCCAGCAGCGCAGGGCGCAGCUCAGGGGGCUGGCUGCGAGCAGGCCCGAGGCCCAGGGCUGCCCCGCGCCCCCGCCCCCUCGCCUUCAAUCCCUCCUUUGUCUUCCCACUGGCAGAGCCGCCAGAGCACAAUCUGCAGGCAAGUCUCCGUGCCCCUGGGGCUUGGCCGUGCGGCUGGGCUGCCGCCGCCUCCCUCGCGGGCGCUGCUGGGACACGCACAGGCAUCUGCGGAGCCCGCGCACCCAGCCCCAACCUCGACGCUGCCCCCGCACUGGGAGACACGCAGCGGGGGGGGGGAGGGCUUUCUGGAGGAGGGGCCCGCCAGGGCACUGUGACGGGAAGGCCCCAGAGCAGGGGGCGUCCAGGCCGCUGGGGUGGGCGGUGGGAGCAGAGCCUGUCCUAGGGGUCUGUGCCUCGGCCUGUGGCGAGGGCACUGCCCGUUAGCCGCGGUUUCCUUGUCAGGGCAGAGCGCCCUCCGGGGGUCGGGCCGCGUGGGGAGACCCGCACCUCGGCCCUCUCACGUCCUCCGGAGUUGGCAGAGGUCGGGAGGCGAUGUGUGCAGGUGCCUCUUCCAGGCAGUUGCGGUUAUAAACAGCGAACGCUGUUCACUCCAGCUCUGGGUCUGUGCGUUUGCAUCUGAAAUGUUUACCCACUGAGGCCUGGAGCCACAGAGCCCAGGCCCGAGAAGACACGCAUGGGGUUCGGUUGUUUUCUGUGUCAGAGGACGGCAGCCCUACGCAGCCGAUACCUCAGGGCGGCUGGGGGGCCUGGAAGCAGGCCCUGGAGUGGCACAGACGCCACGCCCUGUCGCCUUCGCCUCUGGGGGCUUCCGUAGACAGGCCCAGCAAUCACAGGCUACCGUGCGUCCAGAAA